AUGCCAGAAGAGGAUCCUCAAGUAGCAACCAAGGCGCCCGAGAGCGACGCUCUAGAGCAAGAUGAUGGUCCUAUCAUCCCCGGAGACACCCCAGCACAAACUGGACCUACCAUGGGCGAGCACUGCACAACAGAUAGACCGACCCCCGAGGGCGAGAAGCCUCAAGGCGAGACCCGUAAGCUCGGCGGCAUCGACGUCUAUAUAACCAAGCCGAGCUCUUACCCCUCCUCACCGGCGAAACUCCUCCUCCAUCUGACCGGCGGCACCGGUCUCAAAUCGACGAACAACCAGAUCCAGUCCGAUCGAUUUGCCUCCGAGGGUUACAUUGUUGUCAUGCCAGAUCUCUUCAAUGGGGAGCCGGCACCAAACUCGUCGACUUUCCAGGAGGCAGACUCAGAGUCUACAGGAUCCUGGCUCGACACGGCCAAGCUGAAGCUUGCCGAGACGGCAAAGAGCUUCAUGAUAGACAUGUGGCUGGCCAAACAUACAGAAGAGAAAGUCCUACCCAUUCUGGAGAAGGUCAUCGAAGCAGCCAAGGGUGAGUUCGCAGACGCUGUUGCAGCAGGAGACGGUAUCUAUGCCGUAGGAUAUUGCUUUGGCGCACGGUAUGUCCUGCUGCUCGCGGCAGAGCGGCAGCCGGUACAAUCAGGUUGGAGUGGUGCACAAAAGCCUGAAGAUACAGAGGCCGGGAAGAGCACCAAGGGCCCAUAUAUCAGAGCUGGUGCGCUGGCACACGCCACACUGGUUAGCACAGAUGACUUCAGUGGUAUCAAGUCGCCGCUCAGUUUGGUCUGCGUUGAAAAUGACCCCAUGUUCCCUGAUGAGGUGAGAAAGGUUGGCGAGGACACACUAGGCAAAGAGGGCGUGGAGCACGAAGUGCAAGUAUACCCUGGCGUCCCUCAUGGUUUCGCAGUUGUUGGUGACUAUGCAGAUGCGCACAUCAAGGACGCGCAGGCAACAGCUUACGAGCAGAUGUUGAAAUGGAUCAAGGAGCAUUAG
Truncatella angustata is the source of this 999-nucleotide messenger RNA. Its product is annotated as dienelactone hydrolase family protein. The record is from RefSeq and is a predicted model, not a curated record. The transcript has 3 exons. Lineage: Eukaryota; Fungi; Ascomycota; Sordariomycetes; Amphisphaeriales; Sporocadaceae. The coding region runs from base 1 to 999 and encodes 332 amino acids. Gene Ontology annotation, molecular function: hydrolase activity.